This is a messenger RNA of Priceomyces carsonii, 1320 nucleotides long. It is a transcript of the gene TOS1, whose product is annotated as Tos1p. Bases 1 to 1320 code for a protein of 439 amino acids. Lineage: Eukaryota; Fungi; Ascomycota; Pichiomycetes; Serinales; Debaryomycetaceae. The record is from RefSeq and is a predicted model, not a curated record. Gene Ontology annotation, cellular component: fungal-type cell wall. The transcript has a single exon.
AUGAAGUUUAGUAGCUCCAUACUUGUGUCUAUUCUCAGUGCAGUUGCACAUGUUAAUGCUGGAUGCACUGAAAAUGGUGGUAAUUACUAUUGCUCCCUGACCAGCAAAGUCAUUUACAAGGGUGUUGGGUUUUCGGGCACCUAUAAGGAUGUUACAAAUAUGAAUGAGGAUACUGGUUCAUGUACCCAAAAAUCUCGUUCAUUCUCAGGAAACUUAUCUCCUUUAGAUGAACAAUUGUCCGUUCAUUGCAGAGGUCCUUUAAAAUUAAAACAAUUCGGUGUUUACUAUCCAUCCUCUCUGUCCUCUAACAAGAAAAGAGAAGAGGACUGUAAUGAUAACAUUCACCAACAUCAUAAACACAAGAGAGCAACUGCAGUCGUCGAGGUCACUCAAACGGUUGUCGUUGACGAUAGUGGAAACACUGUCACAUCUCAAGCCACCAAUACGCCAACUGUUUCUGAUGCUAGUACUACUGUUACUUCAUCUACUGCUGGUUCUGCUAGUUCUCCAAAUGCAGCUAGUUCUGGUACUUCGGGAACUUCUUCAAGUGAUGAAUCAGAAUCAUCAUCUUCCAGUGGUAGUGUUGAUGGUAGCUCAGCUGGUUCAUAUGAAAGAGUCUCGUACUAUGCAUCAGGCACUUCAGAUAACGUUACCUUUUUGAACUACUACGGUGGGUCGGGAUCAGGUACCUGGUCAUCAAAGUUCGGUAACUCAUUAUCAUACGCCAACUCUGAUUUCUCUGGAGGUUCCUCUAAAGCAGUCACUGUUGAUUCCGUUUCGAUUGGUUCCGACGUUGAAUACGUUAUAAUGUCUGGAGAUAAAUGUGAUGAUAGCUGUGGAUACUACAGAGAUGGAAUUCCAGCAUACAAAGGUUUUGCUGGUAAAGAAAAGAUCUUUGUAUUUGAAUUUGAAAUGCCAGAAGCCUCUGGAAGUAGUAGCACCUACAACUACGAUAUGCCCGCCAUUUGGUUAUUGAACGCCAAGAUCCCAAGAACUUUGCAGUACGGUGAUUCUAGUUGCUCUUGUUGGGAAACAGGCUGUGGUGAGUUAGAUUUGUUCGAAAUCUUAUCUAGUGGAUCUGACAAAUUGAUUUCGCAUUUGCACGAUGGCCAGGGCGGUGGUAGUUCUGGUUACGGUGGUGGUGGUUCUCAAGAUUAUUUCAAGAGACCAACUAGUGGAACCAUCAAGGCUGCUGUUGUGUUUGAUGGAGAGAACAUUCACAUUUUGACUGUCGACGAUGAUUUCGGCGAAACUUUAGACAGUUCAACUGUCCAAGCUUGGAUUGAUAAGGAAGGGUCCAUUGCUCAGAUAAAUAGUUAG